UUGGCCACUCUGUUCUAUGGACACUCUACUGUGAAGCUUGAAUAUUCCAUCUAUAGCAAAGAAAAGAGCGAGGACUGGGAUCUCACAGUUGGAAAAAACCCAGUAUACAGCCCCCAAGGAGAAGAGAUUAUCGACUUGUCUAUUUCCUUGGAACGUUCCAAAAGUCAUCUGUUGUGGGGACCUGGGAGCUUCCAGAGAUGCAAGGAGCUGCAGAAGCUCCAGACCAGUUAGGGCCCAAAAGGGAGACUGAAAGAAUCACUGAGAUCAAAAUUGUUAUAGUUGGAGAUGGAGGCUGUGGAAAGACAUCACUGCUCAUGGUCUUUGCAAAAGGAGAAUUCCCUAAGAUUUAUACCCCAACAGUGUUUGAGAAGUACUCUGCCCCCUUUCACAUCAGUGACAAGCAAGUGCAGAUCAAUCUCUGGGAUACCGCAGGGCAAGAUGAUUAUGACAGGCUCCGACCCCUCUCCUAUAGUGGGGCUCAUGCAAUUCUCAUGUGCUAUGAUGUCACCAACCACACCAGCUUCGAAAAUGUUCUAAUGAAGUGGUACCCUGAAGUAAAGCACUUUUGCAGAGGGAUUCCCAUCCUGCUUGUUGGCUGCAAGACAGAUCUAAGGAAAGACAAGGUUCUGCUAAGGAAGCUACAUCAGGACCACCUGGAGCCCAUCACAUACCACCAGGGAGAGGCUUUGGCUCAGAAUCUCCAUGCAGUUGCCUACCUUGAGUGCUCAGCCCGCUUACAUGAGAAUAUUGCAGACAUCUUUGCAGAAGCCUCCAGAGCAGCCUUGAGCAUCAUGAAGAAACAACGUAGGCAUAAACGCAAGAGGACUUGCCUGCUUUCCUGAUUAUCCACAUUUUCUGAAUGGGUCUGGAGAAUUUCCCAUAGCUUUUAGCUAAUCUCAACUCCACUCAGUAGGUUGAAAUCUCUUUAAAGGUGUUGUAUAGAGAAGUGAAGACAAUGGGACACUUCCCUAGCUGGAGUAGAUCAACAUGCAAGCAGAUGGGUAGCACCAGAUUGUAGCAGCUGAAAAUCUGACCUCCUGGAUUCAAUGGCUCAAUAUCUGCUUAUAGCAGUCAAGUUUCAGUUCAUUUCCAUAGGCUUCAGUGGAGAAGACCUGUAAAGGAUCUGGUCUUUUAGAUCAAAUGGAAUGUCACUGGAAUCAAGCACAGACCUAGUUAAAAAUUCCAUUCUAGAUACAUCAGGCUUAAACCAUGUAUAAACCACCAAGCCAAAUGCAGCUUCCCAGCAUUUCAAUAUCCCUCCUGUUUUUGCUGUCUGCCUAAGAGUUUUUCUACAUUGUGCGCUUGUGAUUCUUCACUCACAGUAGUUUGUGGGUCCUUUACAUGAUGUCGUCAUCUUCAGGGUCUCUCCCAUGCUUUA
Molecule: messenger RNA, 1378 nt
Organism: Elgaria multicarinata webbii
Lineage: Eukaryota; Metazoa; Chordata; Lepidosauria; Squamata; Anguidae
Gene: RHOD
Product: ras homolog family member D
Exons: 5
Coding region: 198-842 (214 amino acids)
Biological process (GO): small GTPase-mediated signal transduction
Cellular component (GO): cytosol
Molecular function (GO): GTP binding; GTPase activity; protein kinase binding
Source: RefSeq, a predicted model, not a curated record